CUCGCGAGAAGAGGCCAUGCUGGCCGGGAAAAUGGCGCCUCCCAGUCCCCGCGAGCCCAAGGUCCCUGCGGCUACGACUGCGGCCAAAUCCGACGGGGAGAUGGUGCUGCCGGGCUUCCCGGACGCCGACAGCUUCGUGAAGUUUGCUCUCGGGGCAGUGGUGGCAGUCACCAAGGCGUCUGGGGGCUUGCCACAGUUUGGCGAUGAGUAUGAUUUUUACCGAAGUUUUCCUGGCUUCCAAACAUUUUGUGAAACACAGGGAGACAGAUUGCUUCAGUGCAUGAGCAAGGUGAUGCAGUACCACGGCUGUCGAAGCAACCUCAAGGAUCGCAGUAAAGUGACUGAGUUGGAGGACAAGUUUGAUUUACUAGUUGACACCAAUGAUGUUAUUCUUGAAAGAGUAGGCAUUUUACUGGAUGAAGCAUCAGGUGUGAAUAAAAAUCAACAGCCUGUCCUCCCUGCAGGAUUACAGGUUCCCAAAACAAUAGUGUCCAGCUGGAACCGUAAGGCAGGCGAGUAUAGUAAAAAAACAAGAUCUGAAACUUUCAGGCUGCUUCAUGCAAAGAACAUCAUCCGACCUCAGCUUAAAUUCCGAGAGAAGGUCGACAAUUCCAACACCCCAUUUCUUCCUAAAAUCUUUAUCAAGCCCAAUGCUCAGAAGCCUCUCCCUCAGGCACUCUCGAAGGAAAGGCGGGAGCGCCCGCAGGACCGUCCUGAGGACCUGGACGUGCCCCCGGCCCUGGCUGACUUCAUCCACCAGCAGAGGACGCAGCAGGUGGAGCAGGACAUGUUUGCGCACCCUUACCAGUACGAACUAGAUCACUUUACCCCACCGGAUUCGGUCCUUCAGAAGCCGCAGCCCCAGUUAUAUCGGCCCGUGGGAGACACGCCCUGCCACUUUGUGUCCUCCCUGGAUGACCUUGUGGAGCUCAACGAAAAACUCCUGAGUUGCCAAGAAUUUGCUGUAGACUUGGAGCACCACUCUUACAGGAGCUUCCUGGGGCUCACCUGCUUGGUGCAGAUCUCCACCCGGGAGGAAGACUUCCUCGUUGACACCCUGGAGCUUCGAAGUGACAUGUACAUUCUCAACGAGAGCCUCACGGACCCCGCUAUCGUUAAGGUCUUCCACGGCGCCGAUUCUGACAUUGAGUGGCUGCAGAAAGACUUCGGGCUCUACGUGGUGAACAUGUUUGACACCCACCAGGCAGCACGCCUCCUUAACCUGGGCAGGCACUCGCUCGACCACCUGCUGAAACACUACUGCAACGUGGACUCUAACAAGCAGUACCAGCUGGCUGACUGGCGAAUACGGCCUCUGCCUGAGGAAAUGCUCCACUACGCCCGAGACGACACGCACUACCUGCUCUACAUCUACGACCAGAUGAGGCUGGAGCUGUGGGAGCGAGGCGGGGGCCAGCCCGUGCAGCUGCAGGUGGUGUGGCAGCGCAGCAGGGACAUCUGCCUCAAGAAAUUCUUCAAACCUAUCUUCACGGAUGAGUCUUACCUCGAACUAUACAGGAAGCAAAAGAAGCACCUCAACACCCAGCAGCUGACGGCCUUUCAGCUGCUGUUCGCCUGGAGGGAUAAAACAGCCCGUCGGGAGGAUGAGAGUUACGGAUAUGUCCUGCCAAACCACAUGAUGUUAAAGAUAGCCGAGGAGCUGCCCAAGGAACCUCAGGGCAUCAUAGCUUGCUGUAACCCUGUCCCUCCUCUCGUACGGCAGCAGAUAAAUGAAAUGCAUCUCUUAAUCCAGCAGGCUCGAGAAAUGCCCUUGCUCAAGUCUGAAGUCGCAGCCGGAGCACGGAGGAGUGGACCACUGCCCAACCCUGAGAAACUAGAAAAUGUGCUCUUUGGGCCUCACGACUGCUCCCACGCCCCUUCAGAGGGCUGUCCUGUCAUGCCAGCUAGGGCUCUAGGGCCUGUGCCAGUGAGGAAGCAGACAAGCCUCUUCCCAGACCCAGAAGAAGAGAAAGCCCUGCUGGACACCAAAUGCCUUAUCGCCACGGCUGUCAUCACGUUAUUCAGUGAACCUAGUGCUGAAGCACAAGGAAAGGCUCCAUUAACAGUCGCACAGAAGAAAGCCCGGGCCAUAAUGGAGUCCUUCGAAAAUCCAUUUAGGAUGUUCCUGCCGUCCCUGGAACAGCGUGUUCACAUUUCCCAGGCAGCAAAGUUUGAUCCAUCAUCAAAAAUCUAUGAAAUCAGCAACCACUGGAAGCUGGCAAGCCGGGGACAGGGACAGAAAGAAUCUAAGGAAAUGGCCAAGAAGAAGUCGGCCGAGCAAACAGCUGCCCGGACCCAGGCCGAGGAAGAGGACAAGGCGACAGUGGGACCGGCCAUCUCUGCCCGACAGCAGGCGGCUCUGGAAUGCGCCGCGAAGAAGAGAGAGCGGACCACGAGCGACCCAAGGACAGUGGGGCAGAAACAAGAACAGAAGCGGCCCAAAAUGUCCAAGAAGCCAAAGGACACUGACCCACCAACAAAAGAGUUCACCCCUUACGACUACAGCAAGUCGGACUUCAAGGCUUUUGCUGGAAGCAGCAAAUCCAAACCUCCUUCCCAGUUUGAUCCAAAUCAGCAGACGCCAUCUGGCAAGAAGUGCAUUGGAGCCAAAAAACUUAAACAGUCACUGGGAAACAAAAGCAUGUCCUUCCCGACCGGAAAGUCAGACAGAGGUUUCAGGCACAACUGGCCGAAGAGAUAGUGCUGGAAGAGACCCUCGAGGCCCCAGUGGAGACGCGCCAGGGAGGUGCUGGUCGUGUACAGACUCCUUUUUAAACCAUUAAAAGUCUUUUUACGGAAGAGAGCUGGUUCCCGACUCCCUCUGCCACCCCGCAGCCCUGGCAGGCGCAGACAGACCCAGCCCCUGCGGAGCGCCGUCCUCAGCUGCCGGGGUAAGCUGCCUUUGGAGGAGACUGAUUCUGGAAGAGUCCAGAACCACCCGGAAGGCAUGAAGGAAAGCCGCCUGUGGCUCCGAAGAGGGCCUGGGCGUGGCGAGGCGGGGCACGGCACGAGGGGCCCGUCCCUGUGCUUUCACACCGGAGCGAGGCCGAGGGCGCAGGGCGGUGGAGCCGGCCGGGCUCCCGGGGCCUCUCUCCUCUGCCCCUUCCUUCUGCUCUUUUUUUCUCAUGUUUUUUUCCCCGUUUAUAAAACGUCCUACAUGUUUGUUGUAGGAAAUGUGGAGAACAGAAAUGCAAGAGAAAUUAAAUCAUCUGUUACCCACA
Condylura cristata (star-nosed mole) is the source of this 3221-nucleotide messenger RNA. It is a transcript of the gene EXOSC10, whose product is annotated as exosome component 10. Lineage: Eukaryota; Metazoa; Chordata; Mammalia; Eulipotyphla; Talpidae. Gene Ontology annotation, biological process: histone mRNA catabolic process; nuclear polyadenylation-dependent rRNA catabolic process; nuclear polyadenylation-dependent snRNA catabolic process. The record is from RefSeq and is a predicted model, not a curated record. The transcript is spliced from 25 exons. Gene Ontology annotation, cellular component: nuclear exosome (RNase complex); nucleolus. Bases 17 to 2701 code for a protein of 894 amino acids. Gene Ontology annotation, molecular function: nucleotide binding; nucleic acid binding; 3'-5'-RNA exonuclease activity.